This is a messenger RNA of Aedes aegypti (yellow fever mosquito), 1076 nucleotides long. RefSeq names its product probable chitinase 10. Lineage: Eukaryota; Metazoa; Arthropoda; Insecta; Diptera; Culicidae. Bases 66 to 995 code for a protein of 309 amino acids. Gene Ontology annotation, molecular function: chitin binding. Gene Ontology annotation, cellular component: extracellular region. The record is from RefSeq and is a predicted model, not a curated record. The transcript is spliced from 2 exons.
GAGCGUAAUUUACACCGUUAGUCACAUACGAGUCACCUUGCUCACAGUAUAUUUUAGCAGUGAAUAUGAAAUAUUUUGUUCUUACUCUGGCCUUAUUUGGGGCUUCAACCCAAGGACAAGCGCCUCCAUGCACGGAAUCAUGUUGGCAGAGUUGUCCCAUCGAUCGCCGUUGUCCUGCUACAAAUUUGAAUACAGUGACCCUUCUAAGUCACCCGACAAACUGUAGCAAGUACAUUAGCUGUGAAAGUGGACAUGGAUGCGAGCGUGUUUGUCCUGCAGGACUUCAUUUCAAUGCAAAGGAAAUGAUCUGCGACUGGCCAGCGAGAGCAUGCUGUGACGCCUCACUGGGCUGCGGUUCCGAUGAUUGGGAUAGAAAUUGUUUGCCUCACGUUAGCUGCAUUGGUGUGUCUUCGGCGGAAACAGUUCUUCUGCCGCAUCCCACGUGCUCCAAGUUCUACAAGUGUGACCGGAAUGAAGCCUGCGAGUACGAUUGUCCACAAGGAUUGCACUUCAACAAACUCGACAAGGCUUGUGAUUGGCCUGCGAGAGCGUGUUGCGAUAAAACGAUUCCCUGCGACCAGCCGUGUAUCCCUGGAGUUACAUGCCCACCAGGUCCUGCUCCGGCCACAUCAACUUCCGCGCCAAUAACACCCGCCCCAACCACUAUUGCUUCGACAACUGUUGCUCCAACGACGUUGCCUCCAGGCGGUGACGAUUGCAACACUGGAUGUCCGGACUUCAACUGCCAUGUCGAUCUACGCUGCCUCAGCACCGUUUCGGAUGGAAAGGCAGUUCUCCUUUCUCAUUACAACUGUGGCAAGUUCUACAAGUGCAAGGACGGAUCGAACGUGGCUUGCGAGCUUGAUUGCCCACCAGGACUACACUUCAACGAAAGAAAGCUCGUAUGUGACUGGCCGUGGUUGGCAUGUUGCGAUCCCUCUGUCCAGUGUGUGCAGCCUUGUAUUCCUGGUUCAUGCUCGCCCAGCCUUGGUUAAGAGAAAUUAACGACAAUAGUCAACAAAAUAUUUCGCUAAUAAUAAAUAACAUAUAAAAGCACAUGCCGUUUAAAACAAGUA